Messenger RNA from Brenthis ino (lesser marbled fritillary), 222 nucleotides. The record is from the annotation of a GenBank genome assembly. NCBI's taxonomy places the organism in Eukaryota, Metazoa, Arthropoda, Insecta, Lepidoptera, Nymphalidae.
AUGACUGACGCAUUACGCUCCAUAGUAAUGACACAACAUAAGCAAAGAUGCCGUAUCAUAGGAUAUGGGCAGCCAUCCAAGUACCAAUUUUAUGGCAAGAAUAUAUCUUCUGAAUAUUGCGAAUCUGAAGAGGUUCAUUUACACAAAUAUGUUCUUAUACCUAAGACUACAGUAUUACGUAACAAGUCUCGAAGAAUAGUAACGAAUGUGAAUAUUUCUAAG